Molecule: messenger RNA, 748 nt
Organism: Eufriesea mexicana
Lineage: Eukaryota; Metazoa; Arthropoda; Insecta; Hymenoptera; Apidae
Product: acyl-CoA-binding domain-containing protein 6-like
Exons: 1
Coding region: 65-748 (227 amino acids)
Molecular function (GO): fatty-acyl-CoA binding; protein binding
Source: RefSeq, a predicted model, not a curated record
UAUACUAGAAACAAACCAUCUUUUAAUUCAUUCACAAAAUGUAACAUUAAAAUAAACUGUCAAAAUGAGUCUUGAGAAAACAUUCAAUAAAGCAGCACAGUAUUUACAAUCGUUGGCAUCAGAAUUAAAUUCUACUGAACUCUUACGAUUCUAUGCUUUGUAUAAACAAGCUACAAUUGGACCUUGUAAUAUUUCAAAGCCCAAUUGGUAUCAAAUGCAAGCAAAACAAAAAUGGGAAGCAUGGGAAAGUCUUAAUGAUAUGAGUUGUGAUGAUGCCAUGAAUAAUUAUAUACAAGAGUUAACUAAACUUAAUCCUAAUUGGAAAGAAAAUGCACAAUCUGAAUCUAGUAAUUGGGUUGGUAUUAGUCAAUUAGUAAAUAUGGAAGAUGAAAUAAGUGAUACGGACAAAACCUUUUUGGAUUGGGUAAAAGAAGGACACAUAGAGAAAGUACAAGAGCUGUUGGAUAAAGAACCAAAACUUGCAAACUUAACAGAUUCAGAAGGUUUGUUACCUAUACACUGGGCUGCAGAUAGAGGUCAUUUGAGGAUUAUAGAACAAUUGAUUAAAAAAGGAACAAAUGUAAACUCACAAGACGAAGAUGGACAAACGCCAUUGCAUUAUGCAGCAUCAUGUGGACAUCUUGAUGUUGUCAAAUAUUUACUUUCUAUAGGAGCUCAAUCCAUAGAAGAUAAAAAUGGUAUGCAACCCAAAGAUAUUGCUGAUGAACAUUUAAGAGGCAUAUUAUGA